Messenger RNA from Protopterus annectens (West African lungfish), 3717 nucleotides. RefSeq names its product cilia and flagella associated protein 70 (gene CFAP70). The transcript is spliced from 26 exons. The coding region runs from base 1 to 3333 and encodes 1110 amino acids. Gene Ontology annotation, cellular component: motile cilium; extracellular exosome. The record is from RefSeq and is a predicted model, not a curated record. NCBI's taxonomy places the organism in Eukaryota, Metazoa, Chordata, Ceratodontiformes, Protopteridae. Gene Ontology annotation, biological process: cilium movement; cilium assembly. Gene Ontology annotation, molecular function: protein binding.
AUGGCGUAUCGGUACUCUCAUUCUGAGGAAGGUCAGUUAUCGUCUCACUGGGGAAAAAAAACUAUGCACUAUCUGGGGGUCAAGAUACGAGAUCCCAAUGAAAAUGGGAAGACUGCAGUGGCAAUCAUUGUAAAAGAUAUGAAAGGGGAAGUAAAAGUUGAACACCAUGGUGGGAGAAGAACUGCAAAUAGCAGCAAUUGCACCAUGUUCAAGUCAAGAAAGAAGCCUUACAAGCAGGUAACAGAGCCUGAGAUAGUCGGUAAACCUUAUGAGCCAAUCACAAUUAUAGAAAUUGUUAUAUUGUGUAAGUUUAAGACAACUGUAACACUCCAUCCUUUGGCCAUGUCCCCACCAGACAUUGCUCGACAAGAUGCAGACAAGCCAGAAAUGGAAGUGGCUGUUUCAGUUCCUGAUCCACUACUCUCUGAGUCUUAUUUGCUGGACAGCAAUUUAUUGAAAGUUACAGUGGAAGCUUUGUAUUCAGCCCCUGACUCCUGGAACCUAUCUGGACCUCCUUUUAAUUAUGUCAUUAGCCUUCAGUUGCCAAUGAUCGGUGAGAAAGAAUUUGCCCUCAUAUUUGCCAAUGGAGUUCUCAAAUCUGGUACAGAAAAGGAGCCCUCAAGUAGACCAAAAAAGUGGCCCCAAGGGAACAUUCUUGCACCAGGAGCUCAGUAUAUUCCAGAAUCUUUCAUUCAAAGCACCAGCUAUGAAGAAGAGGAUGGAGAGCUGAACCGGAAGGAGGACAGAGACUUUCGGCUGGAGGCAGAGACUGACAAAAGAAGAGUGAUGUGGGAUACAGAACGGCGAUGUUUUAUUGACCCUGCAGCAGUGCUAUGUUUUCAGAAAAGGAUAGCAGAGUGCAGGUUCUGGCCCAUUGAAAUCAUGAAGAUACCACAGAUUGCUGGAGUUAAGGGAGGAGGAGGAAAACCAGGAAAAGGUGAAAAGGCAGAAGAUGAUGGACAAAUAUCUUCUCAUGGUGUUGCAUAUAUAAACAUGGCUCCACUGCUGUACCCUGGGGUACAACGCAUUCGGGGUGCUUAUCAGGUUGUGGCUUUUAAUGAAGCAGAAGUAUUUUCAAAGACAAAGCGUCAGCAUAGUGUGCUUCGAGAGGUGGUACGGCAGGGCAGUGUUAUGGGCAAAGCAGGUGGACCCAUUAGUAUGGCCUCACCUUCCACUAGACAGGGCCCUGCCAAAGGAAGCAAGGAUGACAAAGCAACAAAGGAGAAAGAAACUCUAAAAAAGGCUUCAGCUAUUCUAAAACCAUCAACAUCAGAGACAGUAGCAGAUGUAGAGCAACCUGUAAUUCUGAACCUGGAGGGACAGCAAUAUGUUGAUGCGAAGUCCUACAUAGUGGUGGAAUUUGCACUGGAAAAGCCCUUGGUACCAAAGAGACCACCAGAGGAGUUGGCUACAAGGGUCAAAGAGCUUAUCCCUCCAAGACCAGCACUCCCACAUAGAACUGCAGGAGCACAAAAGGCAGUGAAUGAUUACCACAGUCAGAUCACUAGUAUAGCAGCUGCAGUACUUGAGGAAUAUCAAGAACUCUUUAAACACGACCAGGGAAGAGAAACACCUGUAGAUUACCAGACCCUGGAAGAACAGAAACGCAAACUUAAUUAUGAGCUCAACUUCUCUGGAAAAUAUUUUGCCUUCAAGGAACAGCUUAAGCAUGCAGUGGUAAAGAUUGUAAGAGAAAAAUAUCUUAAAACAGUUCCAUUUGAAGAUAUGGAGCAGCUGCAAACCUUCCUAAGUGAAUUAUACAUUUACUUGGUGGAUCAGAUGCAUAUUGCACUAAACAAGACUCUUUCCAUGGAUGUGCCAGACCCUGUCCCACAGAGCUUUCUUGACUUAGCACAACUCAAACACUUUGCCCGGGAGGCUGAAAUUAAUGAAGACUUUAACCUUGCAGCCAAGUACUACAAAGAGAGGCUGGCCCGUGAUCGCAACAAUCCUGACCACUGGUUCGAUUAUGGAUGCUUUUGUCUGUUGAUCUCUGAUAACGGUAAAGCAGAGGAAUGCUUUCAUGAAGCAGUUGCUUUGGAUCAGAGACAUCUAAACAGCCUACUGCUUUCUGGUGUUAUGGCAGCACUUGGCGAACAGUACAAGAAUGCAGAGACUUUCUUUGAAGAUGCUACUUGUAUUAACCCAGGAAGCAUUCUGGCAUGGACCUUGCUAGGUUUGUUUUAUGAGACUGAAGAAAACAUUAUCGGUUCAGAAAUGGCUUUUCAAGAAGCUAAUAAGCAGCUUCAAAUACAGAUGUCAUCCAGACAAUCUACAGAAGAAGCCAAGGUCAGCUUACGAAGAAAUGUUGAAGAUUUUGAGGAGACUGGUGAAGUUUCUGGCCCUGAAAAAGGUCCUAAGGAAGGAGAUGCAGCUUUUGAAGGAGCUGGCAUAACAGAAAUUGGCACAGCUAGUGCUCCUGAUGACUCCACCUCUGCCUCUGUCAGCAGCAAACAGCCAGCAGGCUUAGUUCACAAAUCAGGCUCAGCAACAACCAUCAAGAGCAAAAAGGCUCCUCAGAAAGGGCCAAGCAAAGGCAAUGAUAGUGAAUCUGGUACCAUGAUGCAGUAUCAUACAAAUGGUAUUCUUCCAAAAAUAUCUCCUCAGGAAUCAAAGCUAUCAGAAGUUUCUGCACAACCCUGCACAACAAUCUAUAUCGAGACAGCUCACUUUCUGCUUCAAGUUAAUGCUCUUCCAUUUGUCCAGAGAGCUCUUGCACAUGAGUUGCUGUGUCCUGAAGGAGGUCCCAGUUGCAGGUACCACAUAGCACUAGCAAGAUUCCACUUGACAAGGAAAGAAUUUCAUGAGGCUGAAGAGAACUUAGAGAAAGCAGUACAGAUCAAUCAUCGGGACCCUGAUGCUUGGGCUCUAACAGGACAUCUUCAGUACUUAAACAAAAACUAUGCUAAAGCUAAGGAGUGCUAUGAACGCACUACACAUUUCAUCACAGAUGCUUCAGAGAUGCAUCCAGUUUAUCUGAGGCUUGGAUCUAUUUACCUGCAAGAGGAAGAGUAUGAAAAGGCAAAGAAUACCUACCUUAUGGCUUGCAAGAAUUCCCCCUCAUGUCUCUCCUGGUUGGGGGUGGGGAUUGCCUGUUACAGGCUUGAAGAGUUGACUGAAGCAGAAGAUGCCCUUUCAGAAGCCAAUGUCCUGAACAAUACCAAUGCAGAGGUGUGGGGAUAUCUGGCCUUGGUUUGCUUACAGACUGGGAGACAGCUAGAAGCUGAGCAGUCAUUUAAGUAUGCUGUAAAGCUAAACCUGCAAAAUGAGGCACUGCUUCAAGAGAUUCAUAGACUUCAAGAACUGGUUGGAUUUGGCAACCCAGCAUUUUAAAUCUCAGGAACUUUCACUGAAUACAGGAGCAUGUUACAUUAUUGUUGUUUAUAACAGUUCUGCCAAAUGGUAGUAAUCACCUAAAACAUAAAAUUGAUUAAAAUGUUAGAAAUAACUUUAUAUAAAAUGGCACAAGAGAUCUGCUAUGAUAAUGCAGUCUUACAUGAAAAUAAUUUGUUUCUGUAACAGUACAAUAGAUAGAAUAAUACUAUCUCUUUGUAUUAAAAUAUCCGAUGUCUGGGUGAAAAUCAAUAAAAAUCCCAGGAUGACCCCAGUAUUCAUAAUUUCUGCGCAUCUUUAUUUUUUUUAUCCUUUAUAGUAUCAAAAAUUAUUUCAUUUAUUUAUGCCUUGCUGAUGGUCUUGAAUAAAGUGACAAAUAUAUUA